Messenger RNA from Pseudozyma hubeiensis SY62, 1410 nucleotides. RefSeq names its product carbamoyl-phosphate synthase. Gene Ontology annotation, biological process: 'de novo' pyrimidine nucleobase biosynthetic process; L-glutamine metabolic process; L-arginine biosynthetic process. Bases 1 to 1410 code for a protein of 469 amino acids. Gene Ontology annotation, molecular function: carbamoyl-phosphate synthase (glutamine-hydrolyzing) activity. NCBI's taxonomy places the organism in Eukaryota, Fungi, Basidiomycota, Ustilaginomycetes, Ustilaginales, Ustilaginaceae. The record is from RefSeq and is a predicted model, not a curated record. The transcript has a single exon. Gene Ontology annotation, cellular component: cytoplasm; carbamoyl-phosphate synthase complex.
AUGCUUCAGCGUGCUACCGCCCCUCUGAUGGGCUUGCGAACCGGUGCAAUUCGCUCCCUGGCCACCCACGCUUCCGCUGGUCCCAUCACUUACACCGACGCUCCUGCAUCCAAGCCUGCCACUUUGCAUCUCAAGUCCGGCGAAUCCUUCACCGGUCGCUCCUUUGGUGCUCCUCGCAGCGUCUUUGGUGAGACCGUGUUCACCACCUCCAUCACCUCGUACACCGAGUCGCUCACCGACCCCUCGUACCAGGGUCAGAUCCUCACCUUUACCCAGCCUCUUAUGGGCAACUACGGUGUGCCUGACAACGGUAGCACUCAGUCUCCCGUCGAGCACCCCGCCGACGUCGACGUCGGUGCUUUCCUCGAAUCCAACAAGGUCCAGGCCGCCGGUGUCAUUGUCUCCAACCUCGCAGAGCGCUUCUCGCACUACCUUGCCAAAGAGUCGCUCGCCACCUGGUGCGCGCGUCACAAUGUCCCCGGUCUCUUUGGCGUCGACACUCGUGCCAUCACUUCGCUUCUUCGAGACCAGGGCUCCACCCUCGGUGCCCUCCUCGUCGGCGAUGGUCACGACAAGGCACCUGCUGUCGGCGACUACAUCGACCCCAUGGCCGAGAACCUGAUCGCCAAGGUCUCGACCAAGGAGCCUUACGUGCUCCACCCCGUCGGUGGUGCCAAAGCCGCUCGCGCCCACGUCGCACUUAUGGACUUUGGCUGCAAGGCCAACAUCCUCCGUUCGCUCCUUCGCCGCGGAGCCUCGGUCACCGUCCUUCCCUGGGACUACGACUUUAACAAGGUGCGCGAUGGCUUUGACGGCCUCUUCCUCUCCAACGGUCCUGGCUCCCCCUACUCGAUCGAGCCUGCGCUCAACAUGGCUCGCAAGGCAGUCGCCGAAUGGGAUCGCCCCAUCUUUGGAAUCUGCAUGGGUCACCAGGUGAUCGGCAUCGCCGCAGGUGUCGAGGCCUACCGCAUGAAGUUCGGCAACCGAGGUCACAACCAACCCGUCGUGGCGCUCAAGUCGGCCGGAAACUUUGUCAAGCGUGGUCGCGUCUACAUCACCUCCCAGAACCACGGCUACGCACUCACCCCGGAUGAGAGCAAGUGGCCUCAGGGAUGGCAGCCCUGGUUCGUCAAUGCCAACGACUCGUCGGUCGAGGGCAUCAUCCGCACCGAGUUGAACGAGCAGAGGGCUAUGGUAUGGGGUGUACAGUUCCACCCGGAGCACGCCGGUGGUCCGGAGGACACCAACGGCAUCUUUGAAGACUUUGUCGAGGAGGUGGUCAGAAUCAAGGGCAGUCAGGGCAGGGAAGUCGGGAACGGUCUGCCCGAGGAUAUCAAGGUCAAGCAAGGUGCUCCCGCUUUCCCUGCUGCCGAGUAUGGUGUCGUCGGUCAGAGCCCUGCUCACCUCUAG